Messenger RNA from Parnassius mnemosyne (clouded apollo), 3612 nucleotides. Lineage: Eukaryota; Metazoa; Arthropoda; Insecta; Lepidoptera; Papilionidae. The record is from the annotation of a GenBank genome assembly.
AUGAGCAGUGGAAAGAGAAAACUCUCAUUUUUGGGCUUUGCCCCCCAGGGCGAAGGCGAGGGCGAGGACGAGUUGCGGCUGGACGAGGAGAUGGAUCGCGUGGUGUGGGGCGAAGGUGGGCCUCCGCCUCGGUUGCAAGCCUCCGGUGAACCGCUUCGGGACUCCGCCGCGCCGGUACCACAUCGCCCGCCGCCGCCCUACGCACAACACACCACGCAAGAUGGUGGAAGUCUAUCUAGUACAUCAGAAGUAUCACCAUUGAGCGCACCACAUUUAAGCUUAGGAUCAGACCCACAGAUGUCAGGAGGGUGGUCGGGAUCGGGAUCGGCGGGAAGUCCCCGGGACACUGAAGAUCGGCAUGUACAGUUCGACAGUGAACGACUCGAUCCUAGCGACGAUCAACUCGACGAGGCUAACAACGAGCGACGGAAACAGAGAAAUGCGAAACACCUACACCUACACAAAUCGCGUAAAUAUUCCUUGCAAGAUAACGGACGAAGUGGUGGUGCGGAGAAUGAAUCGCCGGCCGAUGCCUCAGGCGAGGAGCCACUACCGGAGCUGGACCGUGACGACUUGCGCAGCCACCGGAGUGACGAUCCAAGGGCACUACGACGACAUAAGAUACAGUCUAGGGGCUCAACGGUGCAUGUCGGGCGUAAGGAUGGCGGUGACAAAGUUGCGCACAUACUUCCCGACGCUACAUACAAAAAAAUGUACGACCACAGGCCGCAUGCGGUUUUUGUCCAACUCGACGAGCUUCUGGCGACAGAAGAUGGUGAUGCAGAAUGGAAAGAGACAGCGCGUUGGAUCAAAUACGAGGAGGAUGUUGAAGAAGGCUCGGCACGAUGGGGUCGGCCUCAUGUUGCCUCGCUCUCUUUCCACUCACUGCUGAACCUGCGGCGAUGCCUCGAGACCGGUGUAGUGCUUCUCGACCUAGACGAAAAGGACCUGCCUGGGGUAGCCUACAGGGUGGUUGAAAGCAUGGUUGCAGAAGGCCUGAUAGAGGAAGAUGACAAGCCAGUUGUUAUGAGAUCUCUGCUGCUCCGACACAGGCACGUUCACGAUGAAAGGUUUAGAUUCUCGAUUGGUGGGCGUAAACAAUCCUCCUAUACUAGCCUUCAGUCGCUGUGGAUGGAAGAAUCGGGCGCGGGCCCUGGCGCGGCAAACGGUGCGCGCACACGCUGCUCCCUGUGCUCCGCAGCCGGAGCCUGUCGCCGGCACAGCGCCCACCUGCUCAGCCUGUCAGAUCCAAAACGACGCCGAAGCUCUUACGCAUUGCCACAUGACCGCGUGGAAGCGCGCAAGAAAACAUCAGCGCCGGGACUCGAACUGCGUGAAGUGGAGUACGUGUCUGGUGUCGCAGCCGGCUCUCAAGACGAGUUGCGACGUGGACAUAACGACUCCAUCAUGAAACGGAUUCCGGGCGGCGCCGAAGCCACUACUGUACUCGUCGGUGCCGUGGGCUUCCUCGAUCAACCUACCAUCGCAUUCGUAAGACUUGCACAAGGAAUUCUGAUGCCUUCCAUAACCGAGGUGCCUGUGCCCGUACGCUUCAUGUUCAUUCUCUUGGGACCCACAGCUGCCGAUUUAGACUAUCAUGAAGUGGGUCGAUCUAUUUCGACUCUCAUGUCAAACCCUUCGUUCCACUCUAUCGCGUACAAGGCUGACGAUCGACGGGAGCUUCUAUCGGCUAUCAAUGAAUUUCUGGAUGAUUCUAUUGUGUUGCCGCCUGGUGACUGGGAGCGACAAGCACUAUUACCCUUUGAGGAGCUCCGCGCUAAAAGUGAAAUGAUUCGGCGUCGUAAACGUGAUGCACUGGAACGUAAGCGAGCUGCUGCUAAAGCGGCGGCACCGCCCUCUGAUGAGAAGAAAGCACUACUAGCAGCUGAAGCUGGCGGGCCACCUGCGAAAGAACCUGAAGAUCCCCUCACUAAAACUGGUCGUGUCUUUGGGGGUGUAAUACGAGACAUUAAGAGGCGAUAUCCACAUUACUUAUCGGACUUCGGAGACGCGUUAAAUGGGCAAUGCGCAGCCGCAACCAUAUUCAUGUACUUCGCAGCCCUCUCAUCUGCCAUCACAUUUGGGGGUCUACUUGCCGACAAAACCUAUGGAAAUAUCGGUAUUUCGGAAACACUCGUUUUCACAUGUGUGGGUGGUGUUGUAUUCGCGUUGCUGGCCGGUCAACCGAUGAUGAUAACUGGUGCCACUGGGCCUUUGCUGCUUCUUGACGAGUCGCUCGCUAACUUCUGCAGAAUGUAUGGAUUUGACUUUUUGGCUGCGCGCAUGUACUGUGGUAUCUGGAUGAUAGUAAUUGCGCUCUGCGUAGCCUCCGUAGAGGGUAGCGUUGCGGUUAAGAAGAUAACCAGGUUUACAGAAGACAUAUUCGCGUUCCUGAUAUCGUUGAUCUUUAUCUCGGAGCCGGUUACUAACCUUAUAGCUCUAUACCGGGCACAUCCUCUCGGAUAUGACUACUGUCAACGUCAAGCGAUAUCUAAUACAACAGACGCUCCGAUGAUUUCAAACGACACACCUAUAGGCAACGAGACUGCCACAACAUUGCCAUCGCCGCCGCUGCACAUAGUUACGCCUCCUCAGCCAAAUACUGCUCUCUUCUGCACGAUGCUGACCCUGGCAACCUUCAUCAUAGCUUACUAUCUUCGAAUCUUCCGCAAUGGAAAGUUCCUCGGACGCAGUGCUCGACGGGCGCUAGGAGAUUUCGGUGUUCCCAUCGCGAUUGUUCUUAUGGUUGGGGUAUCGGUUCUGGUGCCCGUGUGGACGGAGAAGCUACAGGUGCCAGAUGGACUUAGUCCCACCGCGCCACGGUCCUGGCUUGUACCACUCAACUCUGGCCUGGAGACGAUUCCCACGUGGGCCACCUUCGCUAUGGCACUGCCGGCGCUCAUGGUUUACAUUAUUGUCUUCAUGGAGACGCAUAUCGCUGAGCUGAUAAUCGACAAGCCGGAGCGGCGCCUGAAGAAAGGCAGUGGUUUCCACAUGGACAUCGUGAUCAUGUCGGUGGUAAACGCGGUGUGCGGCUUGUUCGGCGCGCCGUGGCAGUGCGUGGCCACCGUGCGCUCCGUGAGCCACGUGUCCGCACUCACCGUCAUGUCCACCACGCACGCGCCCGGUGAAAAGCCAUUCAUCGUGCAAGUCAAAGAACAAAGGCUCACCGGGCUGCUAGUCGCCGUACUGGUGGGGAUAUCUGUACUGGCGGCGAGCUGGCUGCGAUUGGUACCUAUGGCCGUGCUGUUUGGUGUCUUCUUGUACAUGGGCAUCUCUGCUCUCGGCGGCAUACAGUUCUGGGAUAGGUGCAUAUUGUUGCUGAAACCGGUCAAACAUCAUCCGCAAGUGCCCUACGUCAGACGGGUACCGACGUUGAAAAUGCACCUGUUCACACUGAUACAACUUGCGGGCAUCUGCGUAUUGUAUGCGGUGAAGUCUUCCCGCUUCUCGCUCGCAUUGCCAUUCUUCCUGGUGCUCAUGGUGCCGCUACGAAUGGCCUUAAUAUAUAUAUUCACGCCCCUGCAACUACGAGCGUUGGACGGCGCCCAGAAAGACAUCGACAAGGAUGACGAGCCAGACUUCUACGAGGAAGCGCCGCUCCCGGGAUAG